CGAUCACCUUGGAUCCUUCUGAAUUCGUUAGCCGUGCUCGCAGAACGACCAUACUCGUAGUUCACUUCUCUAAACCCCUUGGAACAUCUGGUGGUCCUCCAGCUUUUGGGUUGCCAACGGUUCGUUCUACAUCGCUGCGAGAAGUCGAUACUACGCCGGAGAGAUGCCUCGCCAGAACUUGACCACUCGUCGACGCCUCUCCCUCGUCUAGCCCUACGUGCGAAUCUCUGACCAUCCGGACUCGACCUACAAUGGCACUUGAGUGACCUCACCGCAGACUCGCCGAGGUGCUCUUCUACCACGAAUUCCAGGUCUCAAAUUGCACUGCAUUGUAACCAACUUAUCCACGUCUGCUCAGUCGCAGGGAGACUCAAGGGCACAUAUCUGCGGCCACUGGCCGAGUGACUAACCGUGAUAUACACCUGGGGACCCCUUGAACGAAAUCCAAAUUGUGAAAGAAUCCAUUCUCGAUCCCACAGUACCCACAGCUAUUGGCACAGGGCUGUGCAACGAGAUCUAUGAUGGAUUUCUCAUACUUUACCUCUGCUCCUCAACCAUACCAAUUCUUCGGACUCCCUCAGACGCCGAGUAACACCCACACUCCUCAACUGGACGACUUCAAUCCAAACUCGUCGAACGAACAAUAUGACGCGGCAUUCGCUGCUUUCCAGCAGAACUUCCACUAUGAUCCUUCCACGUUCCUCGCCCAACCGCACCAGCACAGCGCUGUAUCUCCUCCCCUCGAAAUCCACCAUGACCCCAUGAUGUCCAUAUCCGAAGUCGACUCGAAGGGAAUGACCACCACGGUCACAGAACUACCGCUCGAAGAGACAGGUGUGGGCCGAAGCAGCAGUGAGGAGAAGGACACAUUAACGCCGCAACAGAGUCGGCGGAAAGCGCAAAAUCGGGCUGCGCAACGCGCUUUCAGAGAAAGGAAGGAGAGGCACGUCAAAGACCUUGAAGCCAAGCUCACGACAUUACAAACCCAAUCCUCUACAUUGAACGGCGAGAACGAAAGAUUACGCCGCGAACUCGCAAAGAUUGCUACAGAGAACGAGAUCUUGCGGGCGACGUCGGGUUCCGCCUCCAACGGUCCGACGCCCUUCCUGGAAGAGCCUGACGAAUUGGUCGGGCCCCUGGGAUACGUGCCGACGGACUUUCCCGUCAAGACGCGGUCACCAGCGAGUAGUUUAGGAUCUGGAGGGGAAGGCAUGUCCAAGUACGCGCAUUUCGGGACUAUGAGGACCAUCACCAUCGACAAUGACACAGGCGAGCAGCUGCUCGGCAUGGGUGCGACCUGGGACUAUAUUCAGGCGCAUGAGCUGUUUCGCAAGGGGCUGGUGGAUGUCGGCGAUGUCUGUGAAAGGUUGAAGAAGAUGGCGCGGUGUGAUGGGCAGGGGCCGAUCUUCUUAGAGAGUGAUGUGAGGCAGGCGAUUAGUGAGAGUGCCGUGGCGGGUGGGAGGGACGAGCUGAUUUGAAAAGGAUCUGAUGUCGGGAUAUUUGGUUGCUGCAGACUUUGUACCUUUCCGGUUGAGCGAGGCGUUCUGGAGCAUCACGCAUUGAGGGGGUAGGAUCUCGGGUCAAACAGGAGGGAAUCUGACAUCUAAGAUUUUGGCAUGUCUUAAUCGUCUGUGGAGUUGCGCCUACAGAUACAUGUUUUGCGAACAUCCUCCAACACUCUGGGCAUCAACAUGACACAUGAUCGUACGGCCAGCUGCGACCUUGGUACUUUUGGGAAAGCGGUUUAGCCCUGUCUCUAGGGUUGAGUUGUCCCAGCAUACAUGUCCUGGACAAUCAGAGUAGAGCCGAUAUCUGCUCCAUCUUCCUCCCUGCUUUCGUUUGCGAGCUUUUCUUAAUGGGUCUGUGCCACAUCUGCCCUGAGC
Molecule: messenger RNA, 1883 nt
Organism: Exophiala xenobiotica
Lineage: Eukaryota; Fungi; Ascomycota; Eurotiomycetes; Chaetothyriales; Herpotrichiellaceae
Exons: 3
Coding region: 519-1478 (319 amino acids)
Cellular component (GO): RNA polymerase II transcription regulator complex
Molecular function (GO): transcription cis-regulatory region binding; DNA-binding transcription activator activity, RNA polymerase II-specific
Source: RefSeq, a predicted model, not a curated record